Messenger RNA from Dreissena polymorpha, 2340 nucleotides. RefSeq names its product glycolipid transfer protein A-like. NCBI's taxonomy places the organism in Eukaryota, Metazoa, Mollusca, Bivalvia, Myida, Dreissenidae. Gene Ontology annotation, molecular function: ceramide 1-phosphate binding; ceramide 1-phosphate transfer activity. The transcript has 6 exons. The record is from RefSeq and is a predicted model, not a curated record. Gene Ontology annotation, biological process: intermembrane lipid transfer; ceramide transport. The coding region runs from base 78 to 734 and encodes 218 amino acids. Gene Ontology annotation, cellular component: cytosol; cytoplasm; membrane.
UUGUGUUAAUAAAUUGACACAUGUAACCGGAUUUCGCUACUUUUUUGCCGGUGUAAACAAAACGAAGAACUGAAAACAUGCCUUCGAUAAUUGGACAACAAAAAUUGUUCCCAACAAUAUCAAGCAUAGAUGAAAUCGUAACUGAAGAUUUUCUUGAGGCAGCAAUGGGUGCCGUCGCCAUUGUGGGAUCAAUGGGGUCACAAUUCUCAAUGACAAGGGAUGACAUGCUUGGCAAUGUGAAGAAAGUGCGCACCAAGUAUGAGACAGACAAGAAAGGACUUCAUUUGUUGAAGGAUCUGCUGCAGAAUGAGAAGGCAAACAAAGAGGAUAAGAAUGACAAGUCUGGGACGGUCGGGGCGCUUUGGCUCAAACGAGGUCUGGAGUACCUGUGCGAGGUGUUCUGGGAGCUGAUACAGGAGCAUGUGGCCAGCAAGCAGCCUGGGGGCAAGUCUGACAGUGGGGCAGUGAAGGCAGCAUGCAAGGCAGCUUACGAGAAAACACUCACCAAGUAUCACAACAUGGCCUCAAGGAUGGUUGUGAAGGGAGGCCUGAUGCUGUCCCCAUACAAAGAGACACUCAUGACUAACCUUGCCCAUGGAGAGAAAGACAAAGAUGACGAGGUAAUAGAGGACAUGAAAGUGUAUGAGAAGCCUUUGCGAGCCUAUGUGAUCGUGGUCUGUCAGCUCUUCCAGAGCUUUGACUACAAGGAUGAGUGCCUCACCCCACAGCCCUAGGCUGCCUACACCUGGGCCACACCCUGUACAUCCCCACACCUGGGCCAGGCCACACCUACAUCCCCUACUGGACCAGAGGGCACUAAGGUGCUAAGGAAAACUAAAGGGAUUUUUUUUAAUUAUAAGUCUGUUUUUGGUGUAAAUAUUGUUUUUUUAUUGUAAAAAAUGAUUUCAACUAGUACUAUUGCUUCAGAUUUGAGCCACACUGUGGGAAAACAGGGCUUAACGCAUAUACAAAAAUGUAGUUGUCCCAGGUUAGCCUGUGCAGUCUGCACAGGCUAAUCUUAGAUGACACAUUCCACCAGAACUGGAUUUUUGCAAAGAAGACUUCCAUAAAAUGAAAAAUACCACAUAUUUUUAAGUGAAAAGUGUCUUCGUUGAUAAGCCUGUGCAUACAGCAUAAGCUACUCUGUGACAACACUUUAAGCAAAUGCAUUAAGUCCCUUUAUCCCAGGGCAGGGCUCAUUUACCUUUCAUCCAUUUUGCUCACAGAAGUUUUUGGAUUUGACACAUUUGUUAUAAUUUAAUGUUCACUUGAAGUAAAGCUAAACAUAAUUUAGGAAUAGUUUCUCUGAUGGGGACAGGAUGUGGCAUAAAGCUGCAAUAUCAGAAACAUUUUGUAGAGUGUGAACUAUUCUGACUAAUUACACAUUCCAGUGUAUUGAUGAAUAUUAUAGAUCUGCUGAAAUAUGUUAUCUUUAUUUAAUUUUCACCAGCUUGUUGUGUUUUUUUGCAAUAUUAUAUAAAAUUAUUGAGUGCAUAAUCAACAUGGUUUGAGAAUAUCUUACAUAAGUUAGUUCUACAAGAGACUUUCAUUUUAUUGAGAACAUUGUGUACAUACACUAAAAACUAUGGACUCGUUUUGCAUAUGGGUUAAGUGUCGUCCCAGAUUGUGUACAUACACUAAAAACUAUGGACUCAUUCUGCAUAUGGGUUAAGUGUCUAUGGACUCGUUCUGCAUAUGGGUUAAGUGUCUAUGUACUCGUUCUGCAUAUGGGUGGUAAUGUCGUCCCAGAUUAGCCUUUGCAGACUAAUCUUUGAUGACACUUUAUGUAUAUGCAUCAAUCCCAGUUUUCCCAGUGCAAUGCAAUAUUCUUUCAUUGAUGACUGGUACUUCUAAAACUAAUAAAACUGUACCUUUAUAUAUGAGCCGUGCUUUUGAAAAGGGGGGGGUUUAAUGCAUGUGCGUAAAGUGUCGUCCCAGGUUAGCCUGUGCAGUCCACACAGGCUAAUCUGGGACUACACUUUCCACCUUAAAUGGAAUUUUGUUAAGUAGAUACUUGUUUUAAACGACAAAUAUCAUAAAAGUGGAAAGUGGGACAACACUUUAUCCACAUGCAUUAAACCCACUUUCCUCUGAGCGCGGCUCAUGUUUAUUUCUUAGGAGUCAAAUUGUCUGGUUAAUAUCUGCAAUCUAUACCUUGUGAAUGGUUACUAACAGUCAUCAUGUGUUAUAACACAAAUUUAACUGUAAGUAAUGUUAUAAAUGACUAAUGUGUACAUGUAAAUCGCCUAAAUAAACUAUAUUUAUGUAAUUAUGUUCAAAUAAGUACUUUAUAUUUAUAUUGUCAUGCAGAUAUUUCAUAAAAUAAAUAAAAACAUAUUA